Drosophila albomicans is the source of this 1395-nucleotide messenger RNA. RefSeq names its product pickpocket protein 28 (gene ppk28). Gene Ontology annotation, biological process: sodium ion transmembrane transport. Gene Ontology annotation, molecular function: ligand-gated sodium channel activity. The coding region runs from base 43 to 1395 and encodes 450 amino acids. The transcript has 3 exons. Gene Ontology annotation, cellular component: membrane. The record is from RefSeq and is a predicted model, not a curated record. Lineage: Eukaryota; Metazoa; Arthropoda; Insecta; Diptera; Drosophilidae.
CAAUGCCCCGAAAAAAGAUCGAGCAGCAAUUACUCGCUGCUGAUGAGCCUGUGCAGCCAAGGCGAUGAUCAGACGAUCACGUACGUCGGCACCUGGAAGUACUUCAAGGCGCUGCUGGUCGAUGUGGCUCAGCCCUGCGACGAGAUGCUUUUGUACUGCAGUUUUGGAUCGCGUCGCGAGAUGUGCUCGAUGAUCUUCAAGUCGUCGCUGACCGAUGAUGGAUUGUGUUGCACGUUCAAUGCGCUGGAUCCGAGUUUUCUGUUUCGCAACUAUUCGGACGAUGUGCGCAUGGAACCGUUGCAGGAGAGUUCACUGUACGAGGCCAUCGAUUGGACGCCAGAGCGUGGUUACGCGGACAAAUUGCCCGAAUUCUAUUAUCCUCGGACCUCGGGGGGAACGGGAAGUCGCAUGGGUUUAACUGUGGUGUUGAAUGCCUCGACAGCGGAAUAUUAUUGCACCAAAUCGAUGAGCAACGGGUUCAAGGUCCUCGUACACAAUCCCGCCGAGUUGCCCAAGGUGAGCAAUUAUGGAUUCAUUGUGACAUCGGGGAGGGAGGCACGCAUUGUCAUUGAUCCCGUUUAUGAGGACGCAACGCCUAGCAUUCGAUCAAUUAAGAAAUCGGUGCGUCGUUGUCUCUUCUCGGAUGAGAACGAUUUGACCUAUUAUCGCACGUAUUCGCGUAAAAACUGCGAACUCGAGUGUGAGGCCAAAUUGCUGUUGCGCGAUUGUAGCUGUGUUCUUUACUAUUUGCCUCGCAUCGAUCCGGCGGCUCGAGUUUGCGGACCCAACGAUAACAACUGCACGAAUCGCGUCCAGACCGAGAUCGAGUCUUCGAACACGGAAUUGUCAUGCGAGAGUUGUUGGCCCGGCUGUUUUGAGCUCACCUAUCGCACCACGAUGUCCACGUCGAUGAUUGUCACGGGUCCAAGCUAUCAGAGUGGCGAGGAUCUGCCCGAGGAUCUCUUCAGCACUAGCAACGGUUCUGUUAACAACGAUCUGUCCGUUCUGCACUUCUACUAUCUGACCAACAACUUGCGGAGCACCACCAAAUCCGAGAUGUUUGGCUUCACCGAGUUUCUUUCCAACACUGGUGGCUUGUUGGGUCUCUUUAUGGGCUUCAGCAUCUUUUCGGUGAUAGAGAUCGUCUACUACAUAACAGUGCGUCCGUAUUGUGCAUCGCGAACGAUCCAACAGCGACGCCAGCGUCGAGAGGCAGCGCUGCGUUGGCUGACGCCUGUGCAACGGGGACGGCGACGUCUGUUGUUGCCACAGCGGCAGCAGCCGCCGCCGCCUUACAGCCAGUUGCAGUUGGUGGCGAGGCCAAAGGUCAAGUCAAGUCUGUGGCAGACACUGCGCAGCUCUCGCGAUCCGCUCGUCUAUCCCUAUCUGGAUUAG